Messenger RNA from Onthophagus taurus, 1670 nucleotides. NCBI's taxonomy places the organism in Eukaryota, Metazoa, Arthropoda, Insecta, Coleoptera, Scarabaeidae. The record is from RefSeq and is a predicted model, not a curated record.
CAAUGUCAUUUUUGUUACAGAUUGUUGCCCGUAGACACGAUUUAAAGUUAAUUGUAACUUCUGCGACGAUGGAUUCAAGCAAAUUUUCUAUGUUUUUCGGAAAUGUACCGACUUUUACUAUUCCCGGGAGAACAUUUCCAGUUGAAACUCUUUUUAGUAAAAAUCCCGUUGAUGAUUAUGUAGAUGCCGCCGUUAAACAAGCUUUGCAAAUUCAUCUUCAACCACCAUCAGGAGAUAUUUUAAUUUUUAUGCCUGGACAAGAAGAUAUUGAAGUUACUUGUGAGGUUCUUGCGGAAAGGUUACAAGAAAUCGAAAAUGCACCCGAAUUAUCAAUUUUACCAAUAUAUUCGCAAUUACCAUCAGAUUUACAAGCGAAAAUUUUCCAAAGAUCUCCCGAAGGAAUCAGAAAAUGCGUUGUUGCCACAAAUAUCGCUGAAACUUCGCUUACUGUGGAUGGAAUUAUUUUUGUUAUUGAUUCGGGUUAUUGUAAAUUAAAAGUUUAUAAUCCAAGAAUUGGUAUGGAUGCGUUACAGAUUUAUCCGAUAAGUCAAGCUAAUGCGAAUCAAAGAUCUGGUCGAGCUGGUCGUACAGGUCCAGGGCAAGCAUUUCGAUUAUACACCGAACGCCAAUACAAAGACGAAUUAUUAAUAACAACCGUUCCGGAGAUUCAAAGAACUAAUUUAGCAAACACCGUUUUAUUAUUAAAAUCGUUGGGAGUUCAAGAUUUACUUCAAUUUCAUUUUAUGGACCCACCCCCACAAGAUAACAUUUUAAACUCGUUGUAUCAACUAUGGAUAUUAGGGGCUUUGGACCACACCGGAGUUUUGACUAAAUUGGGCAGACAAAUGGCUGAGUUUCCUUUGGAUCCUCCUCAAUGCCAAAUGCUUAUUGUUUCGAGCCAAAUGGGAUGUACUGCAGAAAUUUUAAUUAUUGUUUCGAUGUUAUCUGUUCCAUCGAUUUUUUAUAGACCUAAAGGGCGAGAGGAAGAAGCUGAUGGAGUUAGGGAAAAAUUUCAAGUGCCUGAAAGUGAUCAUUUGACAUAUUUGAACGUUUAUAAUCAAUGGAAACAAAAUAAUUAUUCAUCACAUUGGUGUAACGAGCACUUCAUCCAUAUUAAAGCAAUGAGAAAAGUGCGCGAGGUAAGACAACAAUUAAAAGACAUCCUCAUUCAACAAAAAUUAGAAAUAACUUCAUGCGGAACCGAUUGGGACAUAAUAAGAAAAUGUAUUUGUUCAGCUUAUUUCCACCAAGCAGCUCGUUUAAAAGGCAUAGGAGAAUACGUAAAUUGUCGAACAGGAAUGCCGUGUCAUCUCCAUCCAACAUCCGCGUUAUUCGGUUUAGGAAACACCCCCGAUUACGUCGUGUACCACGAAUUAGUGAUGACAGCUCGAGAAUACAUGCAAUGCGUCACUUCCGUUGAUGGUCAUUGGUUGGCCGAGUUAGGACCAAUGUUUUUCUCAGUUAAAGAAACUGGUAAAUCGGGGAGGGCCAAAAAGAAACAAGCAGCUGAACAUCUACAAGAGAUGGAAAAUCAAAUGCAAGUUGCUCAAGAAGAGAUGAAAGCGAGGAAAGAGGCGGCGGAAAAGCGGGAAGCCGCGUUAAAUAAAGGACAAGAAAUUAUUUCUGCUGGGGCUACACCCAGAAGAACUCCCGCUAGAUUUGGGUUAUAA